AUGAAAAAGCACUGCAUACCCUGUGGGCCUGGCAAACGAGCUUUACUUUUAGAAGAACAGCGACUCUUGCCCACCAUCGAUCGAUGUACUGCAGCUGUCACAAAGAUUUACGGCAUCAAGUACCGGGGUCCUAUUCCCCAGUGCUCCGCCAAAAGCUUGACAAGCAAAAGACACGCAUGUGGUGAGGUUCGCCCUAACGACCAGUUUAACAAUCAGAAGGCAGGUCUGUUGUGGAACUCAAGACUGUUGGACGAUGUGGAAGACGAACUCGUCUAUGCGGCCAACCUUAUCGCCGAUCAUGGCAGUGAUGUGGCGCUGUGUGUAUACGAUGCUGCACUUAAGGUG
Iphiclides podalirius (scarce swallowtail) is the source of this 345-nucleotide messenger RNA. Lineage: Eukaryota; Metazoa; Arthropoda; Insecta; Lepidoptera; Papilionidae. The record is from the annotation of a GenBank genome assembly.